Messenger RNA from Aplosporella prunicola CBS 121167, 1511 nucleotides. RefSeq lists its product as uncharacterized. NCBI's taxonomy places the organism in Eukaryota, Fungi, Ascomycota, Dothideomycetes, Botryosphaeriales, Aplosporellaceae. Gene Ontology annotation, biological process: double-strand break repair via homologous recombination. The record is from RefSeq and is a predicted model, not a curated record. Gene Ontology annotation, molecular function: 5'-flap endonuclease activity; crossover junction DNA endonuclease activity. The transcript has 2 exons. The coding region runs from base 1 to 1419 and encodes 472 amino acids. Gene Ontology annotation, cellular component: Slx1-Slx4 complex.
AUGGACAAGCCCAUCCCCGCCUUCUACUGCUGCUAUUUGCUGCGCUCCACCGUCCGCCCUAGCAGACUCUACGUCGGCUCCACCAACCAUCCCGUGCGCCGCCUGAAGCAGCACAACGGCCAGACCAUCGGGGGCGCCGCCCGCACCAAACGCAAUGACCUGCGUCCGUGGGAGAUGACAUGCCUGGUCACCGGCUUCCCCUCGCGUCUCGCCGCGCUGCAAUUUGAAUGGGCCUGGCAAAACACACACACAACCCACCACAUCCCUGCUCCCGACCGCAUCACCACCCUCACCACCAAAUCUCGCUACAACAGACGUACCGGCCGGCACUACAGCCGCCCCGUCCGCCCUAGGCCUACGCUCCCCAACAAGCUCGCAAACUUGCAUCUGCUGCUGCGAGUGCCUAGCUUUGCCCGCUGGCCCUUGCAUCUCCGCUUUUUCGCCGCAGAUGUGCAUGCCGCAUGGCGCGCCCGUGUCGCGGCCACGCCGUUCCCACUCCGCCGAGGUGUCCGGGUAGUGCUAGAAACGCCCGAGCUGCCGCCUGCGCUGAGGCGACCAGACGUCGCUCCGGAGGAGGUAGAAGAGGCGGCGAAGCCAAAGCCGAAGGGGAAGGCGGCGUCGAAGUCAAAGUCCAAGGCCCCAGAUGACGCAGCAGCAAACGCCUCUGAACUCCUCACCGGUCCCGGCCUCCCCGCCAUUCCUGUUACCUACGCGCCCCUAAAACCUCAUCUCACCAAAUCGCUCGCGCUCCUCUCUGCUCCUUGCACUUGCGUUGUUUGUUCCUCUUCUCUGAACACCACAGACGAACUCGCCGUCGUGUGCCCGACGCCUGACUGCAGCAUGGCAGCGCACCCAACCUGCCUCGCCCGCGUUUUCCUCGCCGGAGAAGGCAGUGCCGGCGCUGACGCCCUCGUCCCGCUAGAGGGCCACUGUCCAACUUGCGCCGAGCGCGUGGCGUGGUCGGACCUGAUGCGUGAUUUGAGUCUGCGCUUGCGGGGCGAGAAGGAGGUCGCGGUGCUCUUUAAGCCGAAGAGGAGGAAGAAGGGCGAGGAGGCCGUGGAGGAGGACGAAGAUGAAGAGCCGCCGGAUGAGGACGAGCCGUUGCCUGAGAACGGGGACGAGAGCGAGAAUGCAGAGAUGUCGGAGGAGGGUAGCGAUGACGGGUUCACCCCGAUCGAGGAGCUCGAGGACCCUGCUCCGCCGGCUCCGCGACGCGGGCGUCCCAAGAAGACUCCUGCGUCGCCUGCUGCCAAGAAGACAGCGAAGAAACCGGCGGCGAAUAAGCCGACUGCUGCGAAGAAAGCGGCUGCGGAGAAGCCUGCUAAGCAGCCUAAGGCUAAGAUACCCUCCCCGCGCCUAAAGCGCAAGAAGGAUGUCAUAUCCGACAGCGACUGGGACGAUGCCGAGAUCGUGGAGUAGGGCUGUGCAGGUCGGGACAGUGGUGUAUGAUUAGAAAAAUAGGCAUUGGCCGUUACAAAGCCAGAUAGACGGAUGAAAUGAUGACACGGCCU